AAGGCAGGGAAGUCGUGGGGCAGACAGGAUGAGCUGGGAGAGGGCAGCCCGCCCCGGAGGACAGCCACGCUUCUCAGAGCUGUCUGGACAUCGUCCGCUUCAGCAGAACUCCAAGGACUGGGAAGGUGAAUGUGGACACGCAAGGAGGGAGCGCCCGCCCCCGCAGGGCCCAGGCUCAGGCUGGCGCCAGGUCUGGGCUGACGGGCAGGAGGCCUGAGUUCUAGUCCUCAUUCUGCCAUUGAUUUGCUGUGUGACCUUGGCAAACCUCCGCCCCUCUCUGAGUACCAGUGUGUACACUGAGAGAUUGGGUUGGCACGGAGCUGACCUGCAUGAGCACUGCGGACUGGAGGCACCAAAGGGGUGGCCAGCUACACCCUGCCACCCCAGCUACCCCCCACCCCAGCUGGUGACACAGUGGCCCUCAGGGGCCCCUGCUCAGCCUCAUCUACCCUCCUGCUCCUGUCUCAGCCUACAUAUACAGCCAUCCCCUCCCCUGUGAGCUGCCUGUCCUCUCCGCAGGGGUCCCCUUCUGUCCCCUGUUCCCCCGAGCUGUCGGGCUGCCAGCAGCUGUGACGGAGUGUCCUGCGUCAUGGUGAGUCAGAGCUCUUCCUCCAAGCCAGACCCAGCCACUCCGCGCCAGGAAUGGGAAAAAGGACACUUUCGCCUCCCCAGCCUGGGUCCCCACAGAGCCACCUCGGCAAGGCCAGACUUGGAGGGCAGAGCACGGGGGACUCUGAGCAGCUGCAACCGACAUGGUGCUCACUCAAAGAUCUGUUCACAAGUGCCCACAAGGACUGCCCCAUGCCCCGGGGCACAGACCCCCUCACCGCAGACCUGCCCCCCGGCCACCCUCCCGCCGCGGCUGCAGGCCAUGUCACUGGCAAGGACAAACAGCAGGAUUUCUGUUGGGAUCCUUGGCAGAGGUGCUUCCAGACCACCAACGGCUACCUGUGCGACUCCAGAGCCCGCGCCGGCAACUACAGCGUGGCGGCCCUGGCCACCUCGUCCCUCGUGGGCGUGGUGCAGAGCAUCAAGGACCACAUCACCAAGCCCACGGCCAUGGCGCGAGGCCGCGUGGCACACCUCAUCGAGUGGAAGGGCUGGAGCGCCCCGCGGGCGGGCUGGGCGCCGUCGCCAGCCGAGGACGAGCACUACUGCUGCCUCCCGGACGAGCUCCGCGAGGCGCGCUUCGCCGCAGGGGUGGCCGAACAGUUCGCCAUCACAGAAGCCACGCUGAGCGCCUGGUCCUCUCUGGACGACGAGGAGCUGCACCCUGAGGACAGCCCCGAGGAUGCUGUCCAGCUCCAGGACCUGGAGAGCAUCUACCUUCAGGACAGCCUUCGGAGCGGCCCCUUGGGAGACGACAGCCUCCUGGCCUUCUCAUCCCCCGGCCUCUCCCCGGACGACUGGCCCUCCCCCGAGGAGCCCCCCAUCCCAGCUGCUGGCUCGCAGCCCCCCAGCCCUGAGCAGCAGCAUCGCAGACGGCUGCCUGGGGGCCCGGGCCCGGAGGGUGGGGCCCCCCUGCAGGGCUCUCUGCCCUCCAUGGACAGCGGCUCCCUCUGGGAAGAGGAGGACGAGGUGUUCUACAACUGAGCCGGCCAGGGUGCAGCGCCCGCCCACACCUCACCGGGCCUGGCUGGCAGCCUCCGCACACGGGACCCCAGGUCUGGGCAUCUUGGGACCCCACCGGACAGGCACCCUUCAUGGACCACUGUGUGCCUCGUGGACCUGCCCCCCACAGGGGGAGCCGUGACCCCCUUCUCUCCUUGGCCCAGUGGGCCCCUUGCCCUCUGUGAGCUCAAGGACUCUGCAGCCGUCCCAGGGGAGCUGCCAGCCGUGUCCCCAGGCAGACGACAGGCCAUGGAAGGGACCAGGAGGCCCCCUUGGAGUGGGGCCUGGAGACCUGAUCUGCCUGGACCCGGCGUAGCCCCCACUCCCCGCGCCUGCCCCAUCCAAGGUGGGCCGCCUCUUCUGGUAGCUAAGCACCCUCGGGCUCCGUCCCCGGAGUGUCUGUCUGUCCCUCACCAUCCGGACCUCUUCCUCGGUGCCCAGCGCCUUCCCCCCGGGACCCCUCCCCCUCCUUGCACCCCCAGCUCCCCUUGGUUCUCUGGUGACAUUAAAGUGGUGGCUAUGUCCUGA
Chinchilla lanigera (long-tailed chinchilla) is the source of this 2139-nucleotide messenger RNA. It is a transcript of the gene Fam131c, whose product is annotated as family with sequence similarity 131, member C. NCBI's taxonomy places the organism in Eukaryota, Metazoa, Chordata, Mammalia, Rodentia, Chinchillidae. The record is from RefSeq and is a predicted model, not a curated record. The transcript has 7 exons. Bases 643 to 1593 code for a protein of 316 amino acids.